Messenger RNA from Limulus polyphemus (Atlantic horseshoe crab), 539 nucleotides. RefSeq lists its product as uncharacterized. The record is from RefSeq and is a predicted model, not a curated record. The transcript has 6 exons. The coding region runs from base 80 to 412 and encodes 110 amino acids. NCBI's taxonomy places the organism in Eukaryota, Metazoa, Arthropoda, Merostomata, Xiphosura, Limulidae.
UUAAUAUAAAGUUAGUACAUCGAAAUAAAAUGUAUAGACCACCAAUCUUGUUUGUCAGCUAGCAUUAUAUUUUCCAACAAUGAAAGUUAUUGCUAUAACAGUUCUGCUAAGCGUCCUUGUCGGCGUAUUUGGUCAUGAUGAUGAAAAAAUUUUUGAAUUGUUAUGUAAAGCCAAUUCUAAUGCCGCCAAUGCCAUGAGAGGAUGUAUAGCUCUCGAACCUCAGGAGUAUCAAGAAAUGUUUUCAGAAUGCAGGACCAAGAAUAAUGCUGUAACAGAACAAGCUUUGUGCGCUAAAUGGGAUGAGGUUUACGAAUGUGCUCACGAAAACUAUGAUCAUACCAUCAGCGAAUAUGCAGAAGUAGAAAAAUGUAUAGACGAUGCAUACGACGACUGGAAGAAUGGGAGCCUUUAAAUAACCUACGAUGUGUUCUCUUGCCUUACUGUUGAAUACUGUCAUUUAAAGAUUCAAAUAGUUUUUUUAUAUGUAUGAAAGUUUAAUUUAGAUGCCGAAAUAAAAUAAAAAGUUUUCAUACCUCUUA